AUGAUCGAUGCCCGACUCAAUUUCAAGCAGCAAACAGAGCACCUGGGAGUCAAGGCGUCUGGAGUCAGAUCCACAUUAUCGCGCCUCAUGCCUAACAUCGGGGACCCAGAACAAAGAAGAAGAGCCCUGCUGUCGUCAGUGGUCACGUCAGUGCUCACCCACGGCACUUCCAUAUGGGCUGAUACACUCAAACUGCAGGAAAACUCAGUCUAUCGACUGAGUGCUUUGCGAGUCACGAGUGCCUAUCGUACGGUAUCCGAAGAUGCAGUAUGCGUCAUAGCCGGGAUGCUCCCCAUAGAAUUAUUGGCCGAAGAACGAAGGUCAUUUUAUCAGCGAAGGGAAUCUGAGAAACUGAGCACAGCAGAACUCAGGGCAGGAGAGAGGCAAAAAGUCUGCAGCAAUGGCAGGAGAAGUAAGAUAACUCGUCGAAGGGAAGAUGGACUCACCAGCUGA
This is a messenger RNA of Diachasma alloeum, 453 nucleotides long. RefSeq lists its product as uncharacterized. The transcript has a single exon. NCBI's taxonomy places the organism in Eukaryota, Metazoa, Arthropoda, Insecta, Hymenoptera, Braconidae. The record is from RefSeq and is a predicted model, not a curated record. The coding region runs from base 1 to 453 and encodes 150 amino acids.